AACACGUCUUACCGCGUGGAGCUCCAGACUGGGAAUCAACAUAUAGGUGAACUAUUUUGUGAUGUGCUUAGUCUAGAGCAUUCUCAAGCCUACUGCUUCAAACCAGGGCUGUACCUAGUCCAGAAUGUUGGAGGGGGAGGGAGAGAGAGGACAGUGGAGAAGAAUCGGGACACAAUCAAAUCGUCGUGUGAGAGCCAGAAGGACAACCUAGACUACUAAUACUAGAAAUUGGACACUGGAGCACAGAUGAUGACAUGGAGACAAAGAAGGGAAGAGCAAACUGUCAACCUUGCCCGUCACCUGCAGGUGUGAAAAGUGUCACGUUUGAUGAGGAUGUUAUAGAGACAUCAAUCGGUGGCACACAGUCCACUGGCAGAAUUAAACUUGAUCACAUCACCGCACUCAAAGUUGUCAACAGCAAAUCCGAUGGGAAGAAAAACUUGAUGUUUUCUGAAGAUGUCGCAGAGGUUCCCAGCACGCCGAAAACCACGAAAGUAGAAUGUGCUAGAAGUGAGAUUUUGUCUGUUGAGGAAAAGACGGCUAGUUUUACAACGAUGACCGACUGUUUCCGUACACCGAAUGGAACACCGACAAAGAGCCGGCGUCACACACUGGAGAGCAAGAUGUUCAACACACCCGACUGCUAUCGAGUCGUGCAGAUGGAGACACCGAGGAAGUUUGACUUGAGUUAUGACGACAGCACCGACCUCGAUGAUGAUGAUGACUGCACCAGUGUCAUGGUCGCUGUUCGGGUUCGACCUCCCAAUCAAAGGGAGCUGUCUGACCCCAGUAUCCAUAACGUUGUGUCGAUGUGUGGCAACGAAACCACCGUGACGACAGACAGCGGCAGUGCUCACCGCUUCACGUAUGACUUUUCGUUUUGGUCGUGUGACAAGGUGCACGGAGAGUUUGCCAGUCAGAGCUACGUGUACAACCAGCUGGCGAAACCGCUACUGGCGAAGGCGUUCGAGGGCUACAACACGUGUCUGUUCGCAUACGGUCAGACAGGCAGCGGGAAAAGUUACAGUAUGAUGGGCCAUGGCAGUGAAGUGGGCAUCAUUCCCAGAUUCUGUGAAGAGCUGUUCUCUCGGGUCGAACAUUCCAGGGACAAGAAAAUGGUGAAGAUCGCAGUGGAGAUCAGCUUCUUUGAAAUCUACAAUGAGAAGAUCCACGACUUGCUAGCGUCCUCCAAGGACAAAGGAGGGAAGAAGGCUACGCUGAAAGUUCGCGAACAUCCAGUGCUUGGUCCGUAUGUCGAGGGACUGUCCACGUUUGUUGUGAAUUCAUUUGAAGAUGUUGAGGGGUGGAUCACACUUGGCAACAAGAACCGAGCCACUGCAGCAACUGGAAUGAAUGACAAGAGUAGCCGCUCACAUUCAGUGUUCACCAUAGUGAUGACACAGACCAGGACGGAGAGACUGGAAGGCAAGGAUCACGACAGUUCUGUUAACAGUAAGAUCAACCUAGUCGACCUGGCUGGCAGUGAGCGGCAGUCCCAAGCUCAGACCACAGGAGAGCGUCUUAGGGAAGGUGCUAACAUCAACAAGUCUCUGAUGACUCUGGGUAAAGUGAUCUCACUUCUGUCUGAACAGUCCACUAUGACGAGCAAGAAACGCAAGAUCUUCAUCCCAUAUCGAGACUCCGUUCUAACGUGGUUGCUGAAGGAGAGCCUGGGAGGGAAUUCGAAGACGGCGAUGAUCGCUACCAUCAGUCCAGUCCAUCAACACAUCGACGAAACACUCAGCACACUCAGAUAUGCCCAGCAGGCGAGGUCGAUUGUGAACAUGGUGCGCAUCAACGAGGACCCCAAGGCGCGGAUCAUCAGAGAGCUGAGAGCAGAGAUUGAGAAGCUGCAGGCACGCACUGGACAGAUGGGUGACGACAGCCACACAGAGAGUUGGACGGAGAUCGCCAUUCUACGAGAGAGGCUUCUCGCCAAGGAGAAACAGAUGGAUGACAUGUCCAGGUCAUGGCAGGAUCGAUUCCGCCAGGCUGAGGCGAGGAAGUUGCAAGAGUCCCAGCUACUGGAGAAAUCUGGAAUAGCGAUGAAGGUGGACCCGAUGUUGCCUAAGCUGGUGAACCUGAAUGAAGACCCCCAGCUGUCGGAGACGCUGCUGUACAUCAUCAAGGCAGGCCAGACGCGCGUCGGCCGCAUGCAGGACCUCUCCCAGCACGACAUACAGCUCAACGGAGCUCUCAUUGCAGACAACCACUGCAUCAUCAACAAUGUGGAGGGUGUGAUUAACAUCACACCAAUAGGCGACGCCCCGACGUACGUGAACGGCACUCUGAUCACUGACCCCACGACGCUGCAUCAUGCUGACAGAGUCAUUCUUGGUGGUGAUCAUUAUUUCAGAUUUAGUCACCCACAGGAGGUGCAGAAGAACAAGAAAACGACGUCAUCAGAAAUAAAAGAUUUUGAAUUUGCGAAACAGGAGUUACUGUGUGUUCAAGAGGCAAGGUUACAGCAGGAGUUGGAGGCUGCACGGCGGAAGGCUCAGGAGGAGAUCGAGCGCCAGCUGGAGAAGGCGAAGAAGGAGGCAGCUCACGAGCUGAACCAGCAGAGGAGCGGCUACGAGGACAAGCUGGCCGGCUACCACGACAGACUCGCCGGCUACCAGGACAAACUCGCGCAGCUCGAGAAGGCUCUGAAAGAUCAAAGUUGCGAGACUCAGAAAGUUGAAGAAUCGCGACAAGAAGCUGAAGAUUUAAUUAAUCAACUCAAGAAACAAAAAAUGAUGUUGGAACAGGAGGUUCUGGUCGGCAGGAAGAGACAAGAGCUGGAGGAGAAAGCAGCAGAGAUGGUUCCUAAUGCAAUUGUCAGCCGGAAGUCGCGCCUGCUGGAACUGAUGGAGGUGGAAAGGCUGAAACUAUCUCACAAAGUAGAGAGUCUCAAACAGACACGGGCCGAGAUGAUUGCACCCGUCGUCGCGGCCGCCAACAGACAGAAGAUCCCCGACUCGGUCGCGGCACGCAAGGACCUCUACAGGACAGCGCUGCUUGUGCGAGAAGCCAACAAGAUCUCUCAGUACCUGAAAAAGAAUAUGACGUUCAGCCGUGAGGAUGUGAUGGAGGGAGACGAGGUUACGACGCUGAUCCGGGUGACCAACACAAAACACAACAGCUGUACGCUGUGGACCAUGAGCAAGUUCGAGGAGAGACUGACGCAGAUGAAGGAUCUCUACCAGAACGAAGACGGGACGUCGUCGGAUGAAGACGAGGUUUUCAACAACCCGGAAGAUAACUGGGAGAGAGAUUCCUUACUAGCAUCCCCGCUAUCUGGUGUCAAUGGUCUUGUCAAGAGUCCGCUGCUGUCUCCCGCGUGUGUGUUCAGGUCUGGUCAGCUCGGCUCCGGAGGCUCCUUCAAGAGAUCUUCUACUGGGUCCAGUUUAAACAUGUCGAUUUCUACGUUUCUCAAGACGUGUAAACUCUUCGUGUCCUCAUCCAUGGAGAGCUUUCAUGCUAUCCACCUGGAGGAGAGUAUAGCAGACAAGAUGUUGGCCAGCUGUCAGACGAUGAAGAUCGCGGUGACGGCCAUCUUGGAUAUGCCCCCCAGUGCUGACGACAGUGCAAGAGAGCAGAACGUCUGUGUUCAGAGCCGCACGAUUGAGAUGUUGACGUCGCUGCAGCUGUUGUCCACGCUGAGCACGCUGUGGGCUGCCAUGUGCUGUGACCUUGACUCCCACAUGGUGAAGAACCUUCUUCAGAAGGUCGUCGAGCAGGUCAAGGCCAUCGGAAGUCACACAGCCAUGUUCCUACAGGGGUGUGAGAAUGAGCUGGCCAGUGUUAUUUACAAGUACGGGACGAAGAUCGUUGACUGUCUACUCAGUCUGUGUAAGAGUUGUGGGGAGUUGGCGCUCGCCACGGGCACCAGGAUGCUGCGACUGGAGAAUGCUGGCGCUGACCCCGACCUGAAGAUGGGACACGAUGUGUACCAGGCCUUUCUUUCGGGGUCGGACAGGUUUCUAGACAAGGCUAUUCAGAGCGGCCUGCAGUCGCUAGAAGAUUGUGAAACACGCAUCCAGGACUUGACCAAUCACACUGAACACAACUUGAAAGUCGUAGAACUUCCCCAGCAUGUGGAGAUUGUCGUGGCAACCAGUAAAGUUCUUCUUCAGAAGUGUCAGGAAAUACAGGUGGAGGUUGAUGUUUGUCUGCGGGAAAGUUCAAGGCCGUUCCAAUACUACUACCUGAGUUACUGCCGCUCGAGGGCGCUGCUCGGUCACGUAGAUAGUCUUGUAGAAAACAGUAAUCUUCUCAUCCACUCAGCAGAGCCCGUGCUCCACGCAAAGCCAGGAGAAGGAGGAGACGUCGAAAGCAUCAACCGGUACGCGGAACUGAUCCAGAAGACGUCCAACCGCUUCCUGCAGUCGUCUCUGAGCGAGGUCGUGCGACACAUAACCAGUGGUUGCAGUGAGGACUCGGACUUCUCAGACCUGUCCAUACUGUCCACCUCCCAGAUGGAGCAUCUCGACUAUGCCAUACAGGAAGUGGACACCUCAACCUCGUCUCUCAUUCACUAUGUGGAGAAAUGGCUCGGUCCCACAGACAGGGACAAAAGACUCGCCAGUAAUUCAUGUAGAGGAGAGCUUCUCAAGAACUAGAAUUCACGUAAAAACAGAUCAUUGUCAACCACUGGAAAUUGCUUGUAUUAUAUGUUAUGCUUGUUGCGAAACGUUAUUUAAUAAACAUAUAGGUGAA
This is a messenger RNA of Gigantopelta aegis, 4701 nucleotides long. Its product is annotated as kinesin-like protein KIF14. The record is from RefSeq and is a predicted model, not a curated record. Gene Ontology annotation, molecular function: microtubule motor activity; ATP binding; microtubule binding. Gene Ontology annotation, biological process: microtubule-based movement; mitotic spindle organization. The coding region runs from base 255 to 4604 and encodes 1449 amino acids. NCBI's taxonomy places the organism in Eukaryota, Metazoa, Mollusca, Gastropoda, Neomphalida, Peltospiridae. The transcript has 32 exons.